This is a messenger RNA of Periophthalmus magnuspinnatus, 3655 nucleotides long. It is a transcript of the gene wnt6b, whose product is annotated as wingless-type MMTV integration site family, member 6b. Gene Ontology annotation, molecular function: frizzled binding; cytokine activity. Gene Ontology annotation, cellular component: extracellular region. Lineage: Eukaryota; Metazoa; Chordata; Actinopteri; Gobiiformes; Gobiidae. The transcript has 4 exons. The record is from RefSeq and is a predicted model, not a curated record. Bases 520 to 1587 code for a protein of 355 amino acids. Gene Ontology annotation, biological process: multicellular organism development; neuron differentiation; canonical Wnt signaling pathway.
CGUAAACACCGCACCGCUGCUGCUGUCUGCUUUGUUUACCAGUUCACUGCCUGUCUGCCGUAAUCGCUCCUUCUUCUCCGCGUCUCUGAAUGACAGCGAGGAUUUCACUUUGCCUCGAGCGACGUCACACGUUUUUUCCACCUUCCCCAAAAGACAAAUAUACACACGGCAUGUUUGAGAGAGCAGCGUGCGCCGUGAGUCUUUACCUGUGGAAUAGUCCGGCGCGGGACGGUAAAAGUUUUGAGUUGUCUGUUAUUUGAAGUUAUUGGCGACAAUUGAUCGGCACAACCAAGAGGUCAACCACCACAACUAUGACAGUGGACCAUUCCUGGACCUCUUGACCGUGGUGAGAUGCGAGUUUCAGGGGGGAUUAUUAUUGGAUGAUGAGCGCCAACCACCACUAACCAGUUAAGAUUUAUGCAUUUGAGACGUUUAGUGCCACUUUUUUCGUCUGGGAGAUAGAGGACAUCGUGGUAAAUAUUGUGCGUCGCGGGAGUGGAUGUUUGCAGCGGUGCAAAGAUGACACGCGUGCGUCUUUCGCGGAUUCAGCUCGCCCUCUUCUUCAUCUUGCUAUGCCCCGUCAAUAUCAUUGGGCUGUGGUGGGCUGUGGGCAGUCCGCUCGCCAUGGACCCCAACAGCAUCUGCAGAAAGGCGAAGCGUCUGGCGGGAAAGCAGGCCGAGCUGUGCCAAACGCAGCCGGAGAUUGUGAGUGAAGUGGCCAAAGGGGCGCGCCUCGGUGUCCGUGAGUGUCAGUACCAGUUCAGGUACCGCCGAUGGAACUGUACCAGCCACAACAAGUACUUUGGCAAAAUCCUGCAGCAAGAUAUCCGUGAGACAGCAUUUGUGUACGCCAUCACGGCUGCUGGAGUGACCCACACAGUGACCCAGGCCUGCAGUAUGGGCGACCUGCUGCAGUGUGGGUGUGAGGCCACCCGAAACCGCGCUCCUCCACGACCUUCCUCCUACACUCCGGGGGAUGGGGUCAAGUGGGAGUGGGGGGGUUGCGGGGACGAUGUGGAGUUUGGGUAUGAGAAGUCCAAACAGUUCAUGGACGCCAAAAGGAGAAGAGGGAAGAGCGACAUCAGGACACUAAUAGACCUGCAUAAUAAUGAAGCAGGGAGAUUGGCAGUGAAGCUGUACAUGAGGACUGAGUGCAAAUGCCAUGGGCUCUCCGGUUCUUGCACUCUCCGAACCUGCUGGAAGAAGAUGCCUCAUUUUCGGGAAGUGGGUGACCGCCUUCUGGAGCGCUUCAAAGGAGCUUCCAAAGUUAUGGGUGGAAAUGAUGGCAAAACCCUUAUCCCGGUGGGCCAAAACAUCAAACCGCCAGACAAACAGGAUCUAAUAUACUCUGAUGAAUCUCCGGACUUCUGCCUGGCCAAUCGUAAAACAGGCUCAUUGGGCACUAGGGGGCGCACUUGUAACAGCACCGCCCUGGAUAUAAGUGGAUGUGAUUUGUUGUGCUGUCAGAGAGGGUACAAAGAGGAGACGGUUGUUUUUGAAGAGAACUGCUUGUGUAGGUUUCACUGGUGUUGUGUGGUACAGUGCAAAAAGUGCCUGGUCCGAAACGAGCUUAGUAUGUGCCACUGAUCCCAAGUCCUGGAUUAAACCUGGACUAAGCCUGGACUAAAGUUGGACCACAUUUAAUGACUUAAGAUCCUCUUCUAGACUUUUGUACCAGUGGAGAUUCAACAAUGAAUGGAUAUUGACUGUGAAUAUAUACAUGGCUUAUCAGUCCUAUCAUCCACUCUAGACAACAUUAUUUGAGGUUGCAUUGACAGAAUUUCAAUGCACUGAACAACUCCAGGACCCCGUGUAAAAAAGGGACUUGUUGAAAAGAAUAAACUACCUAUUUUUGUCUGUGGAAAAGGACCAAAGAAUGUGAAAAUGUGUAUGUUUCUUUUGCAGCCAGAGACAGAAAUCAUUUACUCUUUUUAUCACCAGAAGACUGCUAUCAAACAAGCUGAAACACAGAGCUUAUUAUGGAACUCGCUGCAGCAUGUACGGUUCAGAUACAUGGGAUUUCUCUGGCAUUUGUGGCAUUUAAUAAUUUUGACAACUCAACAGUUCUGGUGUUUUUGGACUGAUUGAAACAAAUUAUUAUCUACACAUGUUUUUUUUAAUGUAAGGACAACAAGUAUUACCACUAUGUCACAUGCACAUGAAUUAGUUGAGCUUCUGUCUGUUAUGGGGUCUGCCACCUGCUUGUCUCCAUGGAGAUACUGUAUGCUUUGCUUGGAAUAAUCUUCAGUAUGGCAUUGAACAUCACCAACUUGUAUUCAAUUCAGGUGUUUGAUUUGUAAAGAAGUACUCAUACAAACAUGCCCUUUACAGUGAGCAGGUUUGACUCCCCACAGAUCUGACCUGUAACUUGGCUAGGUGGCGCCAAGGAAGUGAAGUUUAAUGUCAUACUAUGAAACAUUCUAGAGUCUUGGCAAAGUAAUUGAUGGGGUCCAAGCUAUAGCAACAGGCCUUCAUCACCAUCUAAGCAAUUCAAAUAAAGAUAUAUAUUCUGAAUGGAAAACAGUCCUCACAAACACCUUCGAAUUAGGAAGGAAUUAUUUGACUUAAAACCAUGAAUAACAUCUCUAUGGAGAAAACAAGUGGUAUACCCUCCACAAGAAAAGUUACAUAGUGCACCUUUAAGGCAUCAGAUUGGUUGACGAACAAAAUCAUCAUAACAUUUCAAGGAUUAGCCUGCUAUUAAUUGUAGAAAAUACUUUACAAUCCAUAAUAAUAAUAAUAAUAAUAAUAACAGUUUUACUCUGUAUAAUAACUCCUUGUUAAGUAAGUUCUAUGAUACAUGUCACUCCAUAAUGUUAUAUAUAGUAUUAGGACCCAUAUAAAGUCAUUAUUAUUAUUUAUAUGAUGUUUGUGUACAAAUAUGAAAACAUAAGACUACUCUUUCCCACUUAUCUCAAAGCACUUUGGAUUGGACGAGCACCGUGGACACCUCACAGUCGGGGUUGUGCGAGGAACAAUGGUUAUGUAUUCCUAUUAUGUAUUUGCCGUAUGUUGUAUAUUCUGAUGUACAGGGCUAAUGUAAUGAUGCACUUUGGAUGCUAACUUUGUCCGGUUUGUGUGAAUGUGUGCUGGAUAGGUGUCUGUAAAGGUUUAAACAUGUGUAUUUUUAUAUGGUUUCUAUUUGUAGCUUCAAGACAUGUUUCUAAUUCCACCAUCAUGCUAAUAAUACACCACAACAGACUCCCAUACAAAAUAUUGCUUAUAGACCACUUAGUUACUCGAUUUCAAAUCUCAACAUAUUUUCAUUUUUAUUAUUCUAUCCCUCUGCUUCUAAACCACAGCAAUCUCUUGAAUAUGUCAACAUUUAAUAUGUUAUUUAUUGUAAUUGUAUUUGGCCAUUCAUAUCUUAAAAAAAAACAAAAAUGUUUAGCUAAAAACAGUCUGUAGUCCCACAUUUCAUCACAAUCAUCAAGUAUGUAUCAAAGAAUGAUCUGACAUUUAAUAAUCAUCUUGUUGUAUCUACUAUUGGGUUUUUUGUUUUGUUUUGUUUUGUUUUUUCAAGUGCACAAUCCCAUUAUUCAAUCUUUAUUCCUAUCCACAGAGAUCAUCCACAGGGUAUGCCUUUCACUGUACAUGCCAUGUCUAUCACGAUCUAUGACUUUCAUCCAAAAUAAAAUCUAAACUCCUUCUAGUC